Molecule: messenger RNA, 2498 nt
Organism: Neodiprion fabricii
Lineage: Eukaryota; Metazoa; Arthropoda; Insecta; Hymenoptera; Diprionidae
Product: centromere protein I-like
Exons: 15
Coding region: 224-2212 (662 amino acids)
Cellular component (GO): kinetochore
Source: RefSeq, a predicted model, not a curated record
GUGUCCGAGAAUCCCUGUGAUCUGGCACACUCUCUGACACUGACCACUCUAGUUUGUUCAGGAUGUAAAACUCGACCCUGCGGUACAGAGAAAAGUGUUCCGCACUUUACUCGUCAGAUGCGGACAUCGCGGACCAUAGAAUUCUAUGAGGUUAGCUAUCUUCGCUAUGACAAGUAAAACGAGGAGUAAUACCGGCUAGAUUUAAAUUAAACAGCCUGGAAAAAUGACUGCAGAAAACGUAGAGGUGUACACGUCUUACUUAAAGAGAUGCAAAGAUGCUGGAAAACUGCUUGCUGGAUUUUCUGAAAUGCUAACGAUGUUAAAGGCUGAAGUCUCGACCAGUGGUCUUCCCGACGACCAGAUUCAGCUCUUGAUUUACAUCAUCACUAAAAUCACUAUGGGUAGUACACAUCGUGCAGCUUUGAUCAAAUGUUUGAUCCCUAUCCAUAGAAUGACCGAAAAGAUUGUCCAAGACCUUGGGUUAUGGUUUAUAUCGACGUCAAAGAACAUCCCAGUUCUACCGGGUAUAGCUGUACUUCAAUGGUUUACUGGUCUAUUGAAUUAUGGGCUUGUCGAAGCUGUGACUAUCAACGCUUUCUAUGAUGCCUUUUUUUUCAUCCUCGUGAAGAAUACAAAAUUUGAACCCUUCGUUGCUCAACUAAUCUAUGUUUUAACUAAGCCUGAAGACGUCACCCGCAGGCAGGUGUCGAGAAUUCUUAAACUGCAAUCGCAGUACGCAAAACCCAGGAAACAUCUGACUGCUUUGUUGUCAUUGUUCAAGUCUUACAAACCAGAACAUGUGCCCGAGAAGAUUCCAGCGACAAAUGUCGAAAGUGCUUGGAAGCGACUUCCAGAAUCUCUGAGACUUGACCUUCAGGAUGCUGCCAAGAGGUGUGACGCAAGUCACUUGGCAGCGUGGCAACCUGACUUAGUGUGGAAUCCGAUAUCAAGUGGCGCGCAAUCAAGGAAACAGCGAAAGAUGCCCAUCCCAACUGUUAGCUACAUCAAUAUUGGCUCGAGUAUUUCAAAGGAACCGGAUGCGAAGUCAAUUUUCGAAAUUAGAACACUGGAUGAACUUGGAAAGCAUCAGCUAAGCUUGGAACUACCGUGCAACGCGCUGUCGCUGUUAGCCAACAACGCAGGCUUACAUAUUCUGACGUUUGCAUCAUCUGACUAUCAGAGUAGAUUCUGUUACAACCUGUACAACACCCUACAAAAUGCCUUUAUAUACGAAGUUGGAAAGUUUUCUUACCAAGACCGUGAACGACUACUUUUUAUGACCGCUCAACUGUCGCGAUAUAUGCAGCAGGAAAUCAUUCUUGUCUCACGAUUCCUAAAAAAUUACCUGCCAUUUUGGAAUACGAGGGACCACCGAGACAGCAUUUUCGCACUAAUCCAGUGGAUCACAAUCUCAUCGUUUACUGACGUACACAGGAACAUCCUUUUGCCCCUUCAAACAAUGUGGGAGUCUUCGUCGAUCAACGUUAAGUGCGAGAUCCUCAUGACUCUGAGAUCAAUGGUGACGAAUCUUUUCAUGAAAAAUGAAUUCAAAGAUAGAGAUCUUGGACAAGCUCCACUUUUCCUAGAAACAGAUGCGCAAAGUCUAGACAUUGCGGACGUUAUAGAUCCGCUGAUGAAAUUCACGAGUGAUCUAAUUGUUUCGGGUCUAUACAGCGAACCAAACAAUGGUAUCUUGGUCUCCGAGGCAUUAAUUUUUUACCAGCAUGUGUCUGAGCUUGAGAAACGCAGUGACCUACCAUGCUGGACUAUCUCACCAUCAGUCGUUAUUUACAGUGGACUUGUCAGUCGGAGCAUGGCCAUUUUGUCAGGAGUGUGCGCUUUGUUGUUAAGGUACCGUGGUAUCAACGCAAAACUCCGAGAACUCAACCGUCGCGAUCUUUUUGAAACAAAAAUCAAAAUAAUCGACACAUACGCCACUGACAUAGCAAAGAGUCUGUUGUACAAUGAGGCAUUUUGUGAAUCUGAGGACCGAUGUUUUCUGAGGGGAAUCCCUGAACCUCUACUGCUCGACUUCAGAAGUUCGUGUGCGUUUGACACAGCACUCAACAUUAGCAAUCAUUUCGCCAUUUUGCCCUACAAAUUUUCACUAAUCGAUAUGGGACUGGAAAUUGUAACAACAGAGGAUUGUAUCAGCGUUGCUGAAACAUAUUAUCCAGAAGUGGCUAAAUUUCUCCAGAUCAUCAGUGAAUAGCUCGUAGCAAUAAAUUCAUUCAACUUAAAAUACUUACUUAUAAGUUGGCAUAAUCAGGAGGCAAUAUAAUACCCUCAAACUUAUCAGAGUUGAGGGAGUUUGUACACACAGUUGGAUUCCAGAAAUAGAUUUUAUUUAUUUCAAUAUUUUAUUUUAAUUAUCUCGUUCUAUCACACAACAGAGAUCAGUGAAGACGAUUGACCAGCAUCGUGGAUUUCAUUGGAAUUCUCAACUCCUCAUUUUGUUAAGUGCCCGCAGGCGAAAUAAAAAUUAAUCAACAAAAUAA